Molecule: messenger RNA, 988 nt
Organism: Cimex lectularius (bed bug)
Lineage: Eukaryota; Metazoa; Arthropoda; Insecta; Hemiptera; Cimicidae
Product: PXMP2/4 family protein 4-like
Exons: 3
Coding region: 180-770 (196 amino acids)
Cellular component (GO): membrane; cytoplasm
Source: RefSeq, a predicted model, not a curated record
CUGACGCAUUUGCCAUGUUACAAAAACGGUGCAUACGUAAAUUCAAGGAUUUCACAAUGACCAGCACGAGAGCAAACCGGGAUAAUUAUAGACUCGAACCAAGCUAACGGAGCCUCAGCCGGUUGUUCAUGUUUAUGCUACAAUAGUCUGAUUUGUAGGUACCGUCGUUGGGAAUCGCGAUGUCGGCGAAAAGGGGCGCCGCCGUAUGGAGGAAAAUCGUGAAUUUCAGCAAGCGGUACCCAAUCAGCAGAGGCAUGGCAUCUUAUGCGGUCAUAUGGCCGAUCGGAAGCCUCGUUCAGCAGCACAUCGAAGGCAGGAAGGAGUACGACUUAUGGCGUGUCGGCAGGUUCUGCCUUUAUGGAUCUUGCUAUGUCGCCCCCACACUCAACAUAUGGAUGAAAAUUGCUAGGUUCAUGUGGCCCCAAAACACCUUUUCCGCCGCCCUUUCAAAGGCUCUCAUAGAACAAGUGACGUACACUCCAUUUGCCAUGAUAAGCUUCUAUUUUUUAAUGUCAUUACUCGAAGGAAAAACGACUGACCAAGCGAAGGAAGAAGUUUCUGAUAAGUUUUUACCGACAUACAAGGUCGGUGUAUGCGUUUGGCCAGUUCUACAAACAGUCAAUUAUACAAUGAUCUCUGAAAAAAAUCGGGUACCAUUUGUCAGCAUUUGCAGUCUGGCCUGGACGACGUUUCUUGCCUAUAUGAAACACCUUGAAGGUUCUCAUUUUAAACAACCUAUUCCUAUCCCUUCACAUCAUGAUAAAAAAUAACAUAUUUUUGUUGUUGUUAGCAAAUUUUUUUAGUCAAAAAUAAUUCUGUUUAUAUAUAUAUUUUUUAAAUUUGUAAGUGCCGAUUUGAUAUUCUGUAAAUAAUAGUCGUACAAAGAGAACAAAUAUUUUUGUAUAGAUGUUAGGUUAAACUACAUAAGUUUAGAGCUUUAAAAAUGUGAUCAUUACCAAAGGUAAAUAAAUGUACAUUUUAAAUUGUA